UACUUUUUUUUUGUUAUAAUAUAAGACAACAAUAUUGAAGUGUAUGUAACGGAAAACUUGACGAUGGGUCGACUAUUCAAAAUAUCGAUUUUGUUUUCAAUAUUUGCAAUAAUGAACGGAUAUGAUCUAGUUCAUGAUUUAAAAGAUCGUCAGAAGUCCGCAGAUCAAGCUUUAGAUUACAUGAAAAUUGGGUUGCAGAAAUUUAGUAAAGGUAUUGAAAAGAUGGUGAUGAAGAGACUUGAGGGAGUCGAAAACAUUGUUGACGAAAAUAUAAAACAAAUGAUAGGAAAUGCUACAAGGAACAUUGAAGAUCAAUCCACAGACCAAAGUGAAAAAAUCAGCGAAAAACUACUUUCCACUUUAGUUGAUAAGAAAAUCAGUGACUUACUUUUCACCACCCAGAUCGAGCAGCGUCUUUUCAGACAGGAAAUGGUGUCCGUCACAUCCAUUUUAUUUGGGAAACUAGAAAAAAUCAGUGAUGUUAUUUCCGUAACUCAGACCGAACAACGACUUUUUAACGAGGAAAUUAAGUUUCUUUCAACUAAUUUAUCUGAGAGAAUUGAUCAGAAAAUCAGUGAUCUUAUUACCACGACUCAGACCGAACAACGACACUUCCGCCAAAAAUUUGACUAUUUUAUGACAAAUCUGACUAAAAAUGUUGAAGAAAAAUCAUAGAUGUACACUCUACAACUCACACCGAACAGCAAGUCUUUAACAAGAAUAUCGAGUCUCUUUUAUAUAAUUUUUCUGAGAACGUUGAUAACAAAAUCAGUAAUAAGCUAUCUGCUAUUCAGACCGAACAACAAACAUUAAAACAGGAUGUGUUCUCACGUACAGACUAUCUGGUUGGAAAGGUCGACGAUAUAAGAAAUACGAGUGUGUAUUUGGCUGAGCAGCUUUUUUCAGGAGAAGCUAUAGAUAUGCUUAGAAACGUGGAAGUGAUCCGCCAAUAUCUUCCAAAGGCCCAUGACAUGGCCAGUACCGAUUGUGCGGACAUUUUGAAGAAAUAUCCCAACACUAGAUGGAAUAACGGCGUGUACAAUAUUACAGUUUCACCGAUUAAAUUCAAGGCUGUGUACUGUGAUAUGACCACUGACAACGGGGGAUGGACGGUGAUUCAGCAGAGAGUAAAUUGAUCAGUGGACUUUUACCGUAACUGGACGGAAUACAAGAACGGGUUUGGAUAUGCUGAUCACGAGUAUUGGAUUGG
Magallana angulata is the source of this 1210-nucleotide messenger RNA. RefSeq lists its product as uncharacterized. The transcript has 2 exons. The coding region runs from base 64 to 675 and encodes 203 amino acids. Lineage: Eukaryota; Metazoa; Mollusca; Bivalvia; Ostreida; Ostreidae. The record is from RefSeq and is a predicted model, not a curated record.